AUGAUCGUCGGUCGGGCUGAGGAAGUUCCAGACGAGAGCGCUUCGCUCAUAUGCGUCUGCAAUGAAGAACCAGCGAACAUCGUCCUCGCCGUGACCAAUCGAGAGGGUGACAAAGUUAACCUUAGGUUGCGCAAUAUAUUGUUACUUCUAUGGGCGCAGAAAGCGCAGUGGGACGUAAGCGAUGUUCUCGUGGGUUUUUCUUCGACACAUCUCGUGACAGCGCAAGAGGAGUUCGCUCCAGAUUAUGUUCUGAUGGACUUCUAUGAGUUGUCACCGCAGUUUGCCGUUCACAAAAACCAAAUACGUCUUCACGACUGUGAACCCUUUAGUCGGUUUGACGUACGCUUUGAUCCGCACAAUCGCUUCAUUUCUACGCUCGUCUAUAAUCAAGAAGACUAUACAAUCUUCAACGUUAUCAUUGGAGAUUUCAACGCCAAGGUUGGACCAAUAAGAACGUAUGAAGAACGUCCCACUGGGACCCACGAAUUGGAGUGGAACAAACAAGGUGAAGGGCUGUCUGAGUUUAUUAUGCCGACCAAUACAAUUCAUGAUCAAGAGCAUCCUUGUGGACUUCGUCAUCCACUCUUUGUGUCUCGCCAAGAAAUGUCUGUCGAAAAUCUCAUCGAUAAUAUCGUGACAUCGUUUCUUCGUCGAACGAAAGAACUUGAACGAGCACGUUACCGAGGCAGUUGGGAUUAUGAGACGGACGUCCACCAUAUUGAUGACCAAGGUAUCUGCACGAUAAUUAUUGUGUGCAUAUGCGAAAUUGAACUACCGAUGAAGGGUGGUGAAAGCACUCAAGAUAUCUUUUAUCUGUGUGAACUUCAAACGCGAUGGGAUAUCAUCAGCGGUUUGAGUUUUGGUGGGAAAUGUCACGUCAUGGGAGAGUUGCCGCAAAAAAAUUUGUUCAAUCCAGGUCUUUGGUAUCCAUUUGAAAAAUUUCCGGCUGAGAGAGAAGUUCAUUCAUUCAACAUUCGUUGUGAAGAACUAUACUUUGGGUUGAAUCCAGGCUGCUGUAUACCCAUCCUGUUCUAUCAGAUCUGUCGCAAUAUAUGUUGGAGUGAUCAGGACGAAUUUUUUAUAAUCAAUAAAUCAUUUUGUGACUAG
Molecule: messenger RNA, 1107 nt
Organism: Angiostrongylus costaricensis
Lineage: Eukaryota; Metazoa; Nematoda; Chromadorea; Rhabditida; Metastrongylidae
Source: the annotation of a GenBank genome assembly